This is a messenger RNA of Boleophthalmus pectinirostris (great blue-spotted mudskipper), 596 nucleotides long. Its product is annotated as tubulin alpha chain-like. Gene Ontology annotation, biological process: mitotic cell cycle; microtubule cytoskeleton organization. Gene Ontology annotation, cellular component: microtubule; cytoplasm. The transcript has 4 exons. The record is from RefSeq and is a predicted model, not a curated record. Gene Ontology annotation, molecular function: structural constituent of cytoskeleton; GTP binding. Lineage: Eukaryota; Metazoa; Chordata; Actinopteri; Gobiiformes; Gobiidae. The coding region runs from base 160 to 507 and encodes 115 amino acids.
AAAUGCAAAAAAAAAGUGACGGAUCACUUUUCACGUUUGGAAUACUUUGGAAUACUUUCCGGCAUAGAGGAACUAAUUCAUUUUGUGGACAUAUUUUCUUCACUGGAUUAUAUUCUCUCUGGACCUGUACGGACCAAAUGAGACCAACUUUCUGGGGAUAUGUGGAUGUUUGACAGAAUGAGAGCCCUCAAAAGUUUGAAAUGUGUUUGCAUGUUGAGCAACACCACAGCCAUCGCUGAGGCCUGGGCUCGACUGGACCACAAGUUUGACCUGAUGUACGCCAAGAGGGCCUUCGUGCACUGGUACGUGGGCGAGGGCAUGGAGGAGGGAGAGUUCUCCGAGGCCAGAGAGGACAUGGCUGCUCUGGAGAAGGAUUAUGAAGAGUUCUCCGAGGCCAGAGAGGACAUGGCUGCUCUGGAGAAGGAUUAUGAAGAGGUAUUAAAUCCUCUCCUGAAUGUCAAACCCCCGUGUGCAGCUCAUUUCACCCACAUAACACAACGCAGAUAAUCGGACGGUUCAAGCACCCCGGUUACAUGCGCAAUGGUGUCCCUCUCCGGCUCCAGUGUAACGCAUGCGCACUCCCCUCUCCUCCUGCA